This is a messenger RNA of Culicoides brevitarsis, 6347 nucleotides long. It is a transcript of the gene rdgA, whose product is annotated as eye-specific diacylglycerol kinase. Bases 713 to 4564 code for a protein of 1283 amino acids. The record is from RefSeq and is a predicted model, not a curated record. Lineage: Eukaryota; Metazoa; Arthropoda; Insecta; Diptera; Ceratopogonidae. Gene Ontology annotation, molecular function: protein binding; ATP-dependent diacylglycerol kinase activity. The transcript is spliced from 17 exons. Gene Ontology annotation, biological process: lipid phosphorylation; intracellular signal transduction; diacylglycerol metabolic process.
AUAAAAAAUAUUUGACAAUGGUACGAAUUUCGCAUAAAAGUGAAGAAAAAAGUGUAGAAAAAAAGCCACAUCGACUAAUUAUCUUCCAUUUUACAACAACUCUGAUGGAAAAAUAAGAAUUAUUGUUUCACGAGAAAAGAAAGAACAUCAAGUUAAAUAAAAAAAUAAAUAAAUCAAAAGUGGUUUCGUAUUAAAUUGUUUGAAUUAUUAUCAUGAAUAAAUAAUAAAUAAAAGAAAAAUAAUAUUAUUUUGCAAAAAAGUAAAAAAAAACAGAACAAAGUGUAAAUAUUUUUCAUGAGUAAAUAAACGCAACUCAACAGCAAGAAAAAAAAUAAUUCAACAAGAAGAGUAGUUUUUUUCUCAUCAUCGUCAACGCUGAAAUCAUCAGAAAUCUGUGUUCAAAUAAUGUAUGAGUUUGGUACAGUGACACAAAAGUCACGAUUAAAAUGCACGCAGACACCUUACUAGAGAGACCAAAUAAAGCAAUAGUAGUGCUUAUAUUGAAAUGGGUCAAAGACCUCGUUGUGAAAAAUAUAAAAAUAGUGACACGCAAACUAGUAAGAGAAGCAAAAAAAACCGCCGAUAGGGAAGCGCGUGGCAGUUUGCAUCGCAACUGCCCCGUUAAUUUAUUCGCGUUAAAGGUCUUGCAGUUGCCGUCAACGUGGAAGACGGAACAGCAGGCCUCUAUCAUCAACAGUCGCUCUUUGGCAAUAUGUACCGUACGUUUCGCACCUUUACACGGUCAAGAACACCAACGGGCGCUGAGAUGAAAACCCAAAGUAGUUUAGAAGUGCCAAAGCAAGUGCGUUCUGCCUCCUUCGAUGAGAUCAAGUUGGAGGCGCAAAAAGCAGCUGCUGCUUUAAUGCCUCAAAACUCCGCAGAUAAUGUAGGCAGUUUGUUACAAGUUCCGCAAGCGGGAAGCAACAACAAUCAACAACGCUCGCACAGCUUUGAUUCAGCAGCAACAGGCACAAGCGGAGACGACGCGACAAAUUCCUUUCUCGAUGUUCCGCGACGCUUUCAACGGAGACGAAGCAGUAGCAAAACGCCUCCUUUGUGCAUCCAUUGUCAAUAUUUGGAGGAAUACAAGAAGAAAACGGGCGUUCAUGAACGCGUAUUUUUCGAUCAAGCAGAAGUACGAAGUUACGAAUCGACACCAACAACGAGCGACGACGACGAAAGUGACGAAGAUGCAAAUAGCAGUGCAACGACUUCCAAUGAGAAACUUUAUGCCAAUCAAAAUACUCUCAUGCCUCCUCCGUCGCCGCAUCACGGAAUCGUUUUUAUGCUUUCGCCAACGAGCACAGAACCAAGUUAUCCGCCAUGUUUGCCCGUCGAAUUGCCGCCCUUAACUCCAACGACUCCGGGAUCUCCGCCGCUUUUUCCAUCAUCUCCAACUAUCGAAUUGCCUCCCGGAUGCGAAGAUUUUCCGCAUAAUCGACAACGAAGACGAAGCAUUUCACGUCAAGAAGCGAUUUUUGUCGAACCAACGGGAAAUUCGUUGGAAAAUGUCGCAGCAAGCGAGAAAAAAAUUGACGAUGGGCUCGAUAAAGUUCAUAGCGAUCCAGCUGUCGAUUGUGUUGUAAGCGAAAUAUUUCUUGCUGUGCCCGAUUUGAAACGAGAUCGUGCUGCUUCCGUAGAUUCGUGUUUCUCCAAAGUAUCGCAAGCAAAAACGGAAGAACUUAAACCGCCGGAAGAUGGAUGUUUAACACUCACAGUGCCAACGGGAGCUUUACGAUCACGAUCUGUUGAUAUUGUUCUCCCUACAGAGCAACAAGCAAGAUACAAAGCUUUGGCACUCGCACAAGUCCCCAUUGCAUUACGGAAAACAAGUGAUGGCGCACGACAAAUUCGUUGCACACCGGAUUGGGGUGAAAAUGCCGUCUCGGGAGAUCAUUUGUGGGUUCCAACGUCAUUUUCGAGCGAAGCGUGCUAUUUGGGCGAAAGUGAUUGCUCGCGAACGGGUGCCCGCAUGAAAUGCUCAGCUUGCAAGAUAAAUGCACACGUUGGUUGUAUAUCAGCGUUAAUGGAACGCCAACAAUUAGCAUGUAAGCCAACAUUCCGUGAUGUCGGAGUCCGACAAUAUAGGGAACAAACCAAGACACAUCAUCACUGGAUUCAUCGACGUACGGAAAAGGGAAAGUGUAAACAGUGUGGAAAGUCGUUACAAGCAAAAUUAUCAUUUAGUUCCAAAGAGAUAGUUGCUUUAUCGUGUGCCUGGUGUAAAUCAUCAUAUCAUAACAAAGAGGCCUGUUUUAAUCCACAACGUAUCGGAGAAGAGUGCACGCUCGGAGUGCAUUCGCAAAUUAUCGUGCCGCCAUCGUGGAUCGUCAAAUUGCCGCGAAAAGGUAGUUUUAAGUCGUCGCUGCGACGAACGCCAAAGAAAAAGACAGCAAGCAAGAAGAAGAGCAAGGAGAAGGAGCAAAAAACAUUUGUGAUAAAACCCAUUCCAACUAGCAAUGUAACGCCCGUAUUAGUGUUUAUUAAUCCCAAAAGUGGCGGUAAUCAAGGUGCAAAGUUACUACAAAAAUUUCAGUGGCUUCUGAAUCCCCGCCAAGUAUUUGAUCUCACGCAAGGCGGUCCAAAAUUGGGUCUCGAGCUGUUUCGUAAAGUCCCGAAUUUGCGAGUUUUGGCAUGCGGCGGCGACGGAACUGUCGGAUGGGUGCUUUCCAUUUUAGACCAAAUCAAUUUUCAACCUCCGCCAGCUGUUGGUGUCUUACCUCUCGGAACAGGAAACGAUCUCGCACGUGCUCUUGGAUGGGGAGGCGGAUACACGGACGAGCCCAUUGGAAAAAUUCUGCAAAAUAUCGGGGACUCUGAUACAGUAUUACUCGAUAGAUGGAAUUUGAAAGUUGAGCCAAAUCCGAAUGCGCCGCCAGAUGAUGGAGGAGGAAAAGAUUUGCUUCCCCUGAGUGUCGUUAACAAUUAUUUCUCGUUGGGCGUCGAUGCUCACAUUGCGUUGGAGUUUCACGAAGCGAGAGAGGCGCACCCCGAGAAAUUUAACUCACGUCUUCGCAAUAAAAUGUUUUACGGGCAGGCUGGCGGCAAGGAUUUACUGAAACGCAAAUGGAAAGGUUUGGCGGAAUUUGUGACACUCGAAUGUGAUGGAAAGGAUUUGACGCCAAAACUGAAGGAGCACAAAGUGCAUGCCAUUGUGUUCCUUAAUAUCCCGAGUUAUGGCGGCGGAACGCAUCCAUGGAAUAAAUCGGGCGGGCAAUACGAGCCCACGACAGACGACGGAAUGAUCGAAGUUGUCGGUUUGACAACGUAUCAACUGCCUUUGCUGCAAGCAGGCGGGCACGGCACAUGCAUUGCGCAAUGUCGUUCCGCAAAAGUUAUUACUUCAAAGACAAUCCCAAUGCAGGUAGAUGGCGAAGCGUGUAAACUCAAGCCAUCUAUCAUCGAAUUGACACUACUUAACAAGGCUGUGAUGUUAGCCAAACGGAAACCGGGAAGGACAAAUGUACAGCAAGCAACUUUAGAAUCUCUUAAUCUUAGUAUUUAUAAAUUAUCAAUGGCUGACUAUGAACAAUAUCAUCACGACAAGGAUUUACUGCAGAAAUGCGCGACAAUUCUCGGCAAUAUCGAUGUGAAUCCCGUAUCAGAUUUGGAACAAAUUCGAGUUCUUAUCAACAAAUUUUGCGAAGAGCUUCCUGAUAGUCCCAAAUUAUCGCCAGAUUGGUGUUUCGUAGAUUAUUGUACGGCAGAACGUUGCUUCCGUAUCGAUCGAGCGCAAGAAAAUUUGCAUUAUAUCAUGGAUAUUGCUCACGAUUACAUUUACAUUUUGGAUCAAGAGUGCCAAACGAUGCCUCAAACACCCGACGAUGAAACGGCAUCGCCUGCUUCAAUGCAUUUAGGAUCGUCAAUGGAAUCGCAUGGUACUCCGGGAUCGCCAGGCGUUAAAUUUUUCAAUAGAUCAUUAUCGGGAGCAGGUUCAGGAGGAACUUCAGAUUCACUUUCUCCUGCGAUCGAUGGACAAGUAUCACGAAAAAGCUCUCAAGGAUCCCAAGGAUCAAUGGGAAGUCCGAAAAGCAAUAAACAUGAGAUUGUUGGCAAUGGACAAAGUCUCGAAUCUGUCAUCAACUUUAAAAGAAUUCACGAAAGAUUAUUUGGUCUGAAUGAAGAUGCGUUUGGAUUCAGUAACCUGCUUGAAAAAACUACGGAUGCCGUCAUAAAGGCAGCGAAAAAUGGAGAUCUUGUGUUGCUAAAAGAUUUACAUAGUCAGGGAUACUCGUUGUUGUCGAUAGAUGCCAGUGGUCAAACUGCGUUGCAUCACGGAGCGCGAUAUGGUCACAAGGAAAUCGUUCGUUACCUGAUCUCGUUUGCUCCGAAUUCCAUAAUUAACAUGGUAGACAAUGAAACGGGUCAAACAGCGCUGCACAAAGCUGCUGGAUGUCGUCGUCGAAGCAUUUGUUAUAUGCUUGUCGCAGCUGGCGCGAGUCUCGUUUUGCAAGACAACCAAGGAUACACACCGAAAAUUCUUGCCUUACAUGCCGACGAUCACGAAUUGGCAGCGUAUUUAGAAAGUCAGGAACAUUUCCAAAAUAUGAACCACACAUCUUAACUAAACUCGUUACAUCACACACAGAAAAGACGUUGUUGAGUGAGUUUCAACCAAAAACAAAAAAAAAAUAUGAAAAAAUUUAGUAAUUGUUAUUGUAUAACGUAAAACAUAGCUAAUAUUUUUGAUUAGUGCUCCUCCAACCAAAAAGUUGCUCCUCGAAUCUUCAAAUAACUAGAUUGUUAUUACAUUUAGUAUUCGUACUAUUUAUUUAUUAUUUAUACCUAAAGAAUAAUUAAAACGUUGAUAUUUUGUAUUAAAAUUUAUGUCAAAGUUCUAAAGUUGACGUCUUCUGUAAGUAAAGAGAGUAUAUUUAAUAAUAAUCAUCAUCAGCAGGCUUGCAAGCGUCAGAUAAGUGAAAUUUAUUCUUACAUUCAAUUUGCAUAAAUUAUUAUUUCAUUUCAAAGUUACUUGCAUGAAAAUGCAUUUCGAUGUUGCUUUUUGCAAUGUUUCCUCCGUUGUCGACGUAAGAGAUUCAAAUAAUUGUCCACGAGUAUAAUUACGAAGAAAAAUUAAUUAAUUGUGAUAAUUGGUUGCGGAAAGUUGCAAGGAAGAUGCGGAACAUUGAGAAAUGCAUUUUCUUGCGUAAUAUUUUUAUUUUUUAAUUUUUUAUAUAAAAAAGUUGUCAUAAUCUCAUUUUUUAUUAUGAUUUAUUGUUAUUAUAAGUUUUUUCUUUUAAGUAUUCCUCUUUGUUGAGCUAUAUAGUUGUUAAGUAUUUAAUUUAUCUUAGUUUUAAUUGUUAUUAUUUUAUGUUUUAAGGCGGAAAAUUUAAUUAUUACGAAAAAAUAAAUGACGGAAACAUUAUUUGAGAAGGAGAUUUUACUUUACUAACACGUCUUAAGUAAUAAUUUGUCUCAAAAUAACACUUUUAAGGAUCAUACAAUUUUUUUUUCAUAUAAAAAAGUCCAAAACUUGUUCUUACCUCAUCCAACAUGUAAUUUUCCGCGCAAUUUCCCUCAAAAAAUGAGUUACUAAUGAUUUACCAGCAGUACAUUAGUCGACAAUCAAUUUUGUUUUCAGUAUUUUUUUCCUCGCAUCGCAACAUUUUCAAUAUUGAAGCUAUUUAUCAUCGUUUUUACGAGCAACCUGUUGAACGUCAAAGUUGCAUUAUUGAAAAAAAUGUUGAUAUUGAUUUUUCUUUUCCAUGCUCUUUCACACACGCACGCAGAUGGACAACAACAACAACAUUAAUAACGAUUUAAUAUAACGAAGUUCACAUAAAAAGAGCUCUAAUCAUUUGUAUUUUAUUUUUAUGCGCCAUAUUCUGACAGCUAAAUGCUAUGGCGAUGGAAAUGGAAGCAAAAAGCUCUUUAAUUGUCGACACACUUUUUCAUAUAUAUUAAUCUAACGAGUUAUUUUUAUCAAUGUAAAAAGAGGAAAUGAUUGUUUCGCAUGUGAACACGUAAUUUCUGAUUUUUCUUCUCUUUUUUUUUUUUUUGAAAGACAACGACGAACCAAUAAGUGUUCACUUAAAACUCUUUCCUUUUAGACCGAAAAGCGUUUCAUUAAGUGCUUUUCGGAUGAACUAAUGUCAAUAAUACCUGCCCCGGUCCAUUAUUUUUUGUUGUAAGUUGCCUUGCGAAUCUAAAAGGGUUACUAUUAACCAAGCUAUUAUUUCUUUAAUGUGUUAAAUUCUUCCCAUUUUCGAUUUGCAGGACGAAGGAUACACUUUUAUCGUGCAUUUGAGUAGUUUCGUAAGAGCUGAUGGGCGUACAUGUCAGAGAUUUUAAGAAGAAAGAAAUUAGUUGUAAAUGUUGGGAUUUUCUAAGAUUAACAUUAAGGAGAG